AUGUCCAAGAUUCUAGUUAAUCUCGGUUCCGGAGAAGAAAUCAAGUUCCAAAUUUAUUGUCGAAAUAUCAAGUGCCGAGCUGCCCAAAGCAAGAAAGUGGCGCGUAAAGUUGGAGCUAAUGAGUUGCAAUACUUGUUGAAUGCGAUUAUAUAUGGUCCUCAACAACUCUGUGACGCAGUAGGGUUAUAUUUGACGAAAUGCGGCGUCUAUCUUCAGGAUCCAUUGCAUUGUGAUGGGGACUACAAGUAUUCGAAUCCUCACAUCAUAUCACGGUCAGAAGGGACAGCUAUGACUUCUUCUCUCAUGAAUCUCAAAGCAAAAUCAGAUGUAGAGGUGAUACGGACUAAAGAUCUUUUCGCGGAGCUAAGUGAGGACGACCAUCUCCUCUUGACUGAAGCACCUGAUGCCAUCAAUACACCUCUCUAUAUUCAUCAGAAGAGAGCACUUACUUUCAUGACAAGGAGGGAAGAAGGGUGGCAAUACAAUGACUCAAUGGAAGAUUUUUGGGUUAAAGAAGUCGAUGAGACCGGCCAGAUGACCAGAUACACGAACAUGAUCACAGAGAUCUCUCAGAAUGCUCCUCCCCCAGCCUGCCCAGGUGGUCUGCUCGCUGAUCAGAUGGGGUUGGGAAAGUCUUUAACUGUGAUUUCCCUCAUUGCUUCGAACACUUGCAAAACGCGGGAACCAAUUACUUUUACAUCAGAAGGCUAUCUCAAACGCUUAAAGUCAACAAUGGUGGUGGUGCCAUAUUCUCUUCUUGAAGUUUGGAAUACGCAGUUGAAAAGACAUCUUAAACCUAACACGUUGACUUGGAUGAAGUUCCAUGGCAAUACAAAAAAGAGAACCCUUGACCUGGCCAGACACGAUAUAGUGAUCACCACUUUCGAGACUCUUGUUAGUGAGCAGAGCAGGCAUCUCAAUCCUGAGUACCAAAACGAUACACUUUUCUCGUUUUCGUGGCAUAGGAUUGUAUUAGAUGAGGCUCACAUAAUCCGGAAUCGAACAACAUCGAUGGCCAGAGCCGCAUGCGCAAUUCAUGCCACAAACCGCUGGGCAAUCACUGGCACACCUAUACAAAAUUGCGUGACUGAUUUUGCCAGUCUGCUUCAGUUCCUCCAGCUAUAUCCUUUUUCCAUCCCCAGAGUUUUCGAUGAGCAUAUUGCUAGGCCAUGGCUUAAGUCUGGUGGUGAUCGAGAUAUCUCUUCGAUGAAGAAAUUAGUAAACUGCAUCUCUUUGAGUCGAACGAAAUCGAUAAUUGAUCUUCCUAAACGAGAAGAUUUAAUUCAUCAUCUUGACUUCAGCGCAGAAGAACACGAGUUUUAUAACACGGUGAAAGAAGGGGUUUUGAGGAAGCUCAACGAAGCUGUGGGAUCAACUCCAGUACGGCCAGGCCAAUACCUGAAUGCUUUGCAAUGGCUUAACGAAUUGCGACUCCUCUGCAACCACGGCCUCGCACACGCGAAGAUAAAUGUCAACAAGCCUCUUAGUAUCACCCCCCAAGAUAUUCAGAAUUGGAACAAAUCUACGGCCAAUAGAGCCUUCGAGACCAUUGUCUGUCACGAUGAGGCCAUCUGCUCGAUGUGUGGAAAUUCAAUUACAGAUGGGGGCGGAGGAGGGUCCUCUUCCGAGUUUCCCAAACCGAUCCUCUCCAAGUGCCUUAUAUUGACUUGUGGAUCGUGUGUCAAGCAUUCUAUCGGUGGUGAGCUUGCACACAGAUGCCCACACGACUCCUUUUGUAAAAGUAUCGAGGUUUCAUGGGCGUCAGAAAAUGAAGGGCAAGCUCGGAUAGAAAGGGUCCUUCCUUCGAUACAGCCAGAACGGGUCUCUACGAAACUCAAAACCCUUCUGAAGAGCCUACAAACUUGCUAUCUAGGAGAGAAGAGUGUUGUGUUCUCCUAUUGGACAACUACUCUUGACAUUAUCGAGUCGUUGCUCCGACAAUCCGAUAUAUCUUACACACGUAUAGACGGCAAACACUCAGGUGAGAGACGAGAGGAAGCGAUUGAAAAGUUUCAGACCGAUGAAAAAGUUCAAGUCAUACUUGUCUCUAUCACUUGUGGAGGCGCUGGACUUGAUCUCACCGCGGCUUCUGUCGCCUAUCUUUUAGAGCCACAGUGGAAUCCUAUGUUGGAAGAACAAGCACUGUGCCGGAUCCACCGACUGGGCCAAGCGAAAGAAGUCAAAACAAUCCGAUAUCGAAUCAGAGGGUCUUUCGAAGAAGUAUGA
Messenger RNA from Hyaloscypha bicolor E, 2226 nucleotides. RefSeq lists its product as uncharacterized. The record is from RefSeq and is a predicted model, not a curated record. Bases 1 to 2226 code for a protein of 741 amino acids. NCBI's taxonomy places the organism in Eukaryota, Fungi, Ascomycota, Leotiomycetes, Helotiales, Hyaloscyphaceae. Gene Ontology annotation, molecular function: ATP-dependent chromatin remodeler activity; ATP binding. The transcript has 8 exons.